AUGGAGGAAACUACGUAUGGCGAGCGUUUAUACAGUCAAGCAUUGUUUCUCACCGAUUUGUAUUCCGGUUACUCUUUUGCACGUGCUCUCACAGAAAGCCCUGAUUUGGCCAUUAUUGUUCGCCACGUAAUGGAUAUCUUUGGAUCUUUUGGACCACCAGAGGCUUACAGAACAUUCACACUGGAAUAUUCUUCAGUGAUAGCAGAUGUCAUGUUAGAUAUUGAGCGAAUGUUCAAGAUUGCCAUCAAGAAUAUGGGGGUGGGAGAAUACGAGCAUUUCAUUUUGACAUCUAGGUAUGGUGUUAAUAUUUUUGUCACUCCAGGGUAA
Messenger RNA from Angiostrongylus costaricensis, 327 nucleotides. The record is from the annotation of a GenBank genome assembly. NCBI's taxonomy places the organism in Eukaryota, Metazoa, Nematoda, Chromadorea, Rhabditida, Metastrongylidae.